AUGUCGCCGUCCCGAGGUGAGGACCGGCGACCGCCUGGGAGUCCUGGUUCCCUGGACAACUACGGCGCGAUUUCGCGGGGCUCGGGUUCAGGCCGGGAAGUGGAGACGGCGGGCUUGGGGUUACCUCCCAAGAGGGGACCCUGCGCUGGAGGCGUGAGUCAGAGGGAGCGUGAACGAGUGACCCGCACGGGCGAGCCGGGGAAGGAGCGGGUGGGAGGAGCACGGAUGGGCGUGCCCGCGCUCCCGGCAGGCCGGGUUAUUCCAAGGUCCCUGAGGGUUCUUCCAGGUGCUGGAACCAUCAGCCACACAGGCGUGUCGGGGAAGGCACCCCUCAGCAGGGUCGGCAUCCGCCGCAGCACCAAGCGAGACCGCAAGUCCAUCACCCUGCGUGUGAAGCUGGAGGUGCUGCGCAGGUUUGAAGAGGGUGAGAAGCUGACGCACAUCGCCAGGGCGCUGGGAUUGGCCACCUCCACCGUGGCCUCCAUCCGCGUCAACAAGGAGAAGAUCCGGGCCAACUCGCAGGCCGCCACGCCGGCCAGCGCCAGCCAGCUGACCCGCUGCCGUAGCGUGGUGAUGGGCCACAUGGAGCGCCGGCUGAGUGUGUGGAUCGAGGAGCAGAAGCAGCAGCACCGGCCCGUCAGCACGCUGCUCAUCCAAGACAAAGCUCGCAGGCUCUUUGUGGAGCUGCAGCAGGAGCAGGGGGACGGGGCCCAGGCCCAGACCUUCGGGGCCAGCAACGGCUGGUUCGCCCGCUUCAAGGCGCGGCACAACGUGCUGCUGACCGACGAGCCCACCGCUGCGGACACCCAGGCCGCUGCCCGCUUCCCCCUGGUGCUGCGAGGCAUCCUGGAGGAGGGCCGCUACUCGCCCAAACAGGUCUUCAACGUCGACGAGACAGGCCUGUUCUGGAAGCGGCUGCCAGAGCGCACGCUGCUAGCCCUGGACGGGGCCGCUGGCCUGGGCCCCAGGGUGUCCAAGGACCACCUGACCCUGCUUCUGGGCGGUAAUGCGGCGGGCGACUUCAAGCUGAAGCCCCUGCUGGUGUACCCCUCAGAAAACCCGCGUGCCCUCAAGGGCUGCUCCAAGGCCAGCCUUCCGGUAGUCUGGCGCUCCAACCGCAACGACUGGCUGACGCCCAGCAUCUUCCAGGAGUGGUUCACCGGCUGCUUUUGCCCUGCGGUGGAGAGCUACUGUGCCCAGCAUGACCUUCCUUACCAGGCCCUGCUGCUCCUCGACAGCGCCCCCUGCCACCCCCCUUACCUGGACAGCCUCUCCUCCCAUGUGCGCGUGGAGUUCCUGCCCAAGAACACCUCGGCUCUGAUCCAGCCCAUGAACCAGGGAGUCAUCGCGGCCUUCAAGGCCCACUAUCUGCGGCGCACGCUCAGCCAGCUGGUGCAGGAGACGGUCGGCCCAGACCGGCCCUCUGCGCAGGAGUUCUGGCGCAGCUACACCGUCAUGACUGCCGUGGACAACAUUGCCGAGGCCUGGGCGGAGCUGCGGCCAGCCACGAUCAAUGGUGCCUGGAGGAAACUGUGGCCAGAGUGUGUGCCCCCCGGCGCCCCCGAUCCUGACAUCCUGCCCCAGCUCCGUCGUAGCAUCAUGGCACUGGCCAGCCACGUGGGCCUUGGGGACUCGGCCAAGGCUGAUGUUGCGUGCCUGCUGCAAGCUCAUGGGGAGCCCUCACUCCACAGCGGCCCCCAGGACCCAGACGACAGGCACCCUGGUUGCUCUGGGCCGCUGUGGGAAGAAGAUGGCCUGGCUUCCACAAAGCCGGACCCAGAGCUCCUGGAGCCGGGGGAGGGUGCAGGGACUGAUGAGGGCGGCAUGGCGGGGCUGAGCACCAAGCACCUGGCCCAGGCCCUGGCCCACUUUGCCACUGGCCUGCAGAUCUUUGUAGACAAUGACCCUAACCGGGAGCGCAGCCUGCGGGUAUCUCGGGGAGUCCACAGUGCCCUUGCCCGUCUCCGCAUGCUGCACCGACACCGAAGGCGGCAGGCUCAGGUGUCUGUGGCAGAAAGGGAUGGGCCCACAGAAGACCUGGGAGUGACCGGGGCCACUGUCCCCUCUGUAGAGUCUGGGUUUGGGACUGACCUCAGAUGA
Messenger RNA from Elephantulus edwardii (Cape elephant shrew), 2100 nucleotides. RefSeq names its product tigger transposable element-derived protein 1-like. Bases 1 to 2100 code for a protein of 699 amino acids. NCBI's taxonomy places the organism in Eukaryota, Metazoa, Chordata, Mammalia, Macroscelidea, Macroscelididae. Gene Ontology annotation, cellular component: nucleus. The transcript has 4 exons. The record is from RefSeq and is a predicted model, not a curated record. Gene Ontology annotation, molecular function: DNA binding.